Molecule: messenger RNA, 982 nt
Organism: Spirometra erinaceieuropaei
Lineage: Eukaryota; Metazoa; Platyhelminthes; Cestoda; Diphyllobothriidea; Diphyllobothriidae
Source: the annotation of a GenBank genome assembly
AUGGUGCCGCUUGAGGAACUGGAUCAAGGCAUUCUUAAUGAUUUUCUCCCUGAUUUUACAAAAAAUGGAGGUAGGACUCACUGGCCUGUAAUUAUUCGCAGAUGCACGACUUCCACGCUUAAAAAGCCGAGUGAUGAUAGCGGACUUCCAAUCAGAGGGCGAGCAUCAAGUAAGAAAUGACGUUCGAAAGAUCAAGGCUAACGUCUCGGACAUUUCGCGAACUAGCUCCAUCAGCAGCUUGGCAGCGGAAAUCUUACCUCGUUGUGUACGUGCGCCCAGGUAGGAGAAUAUUGAAUUUCAAUGUUUAUCGCCUAUUCCGAAAGACGACCGUUUGAAGAGAAGAUGAGCAUGGCCAACACGAUCAAAAGCCUUAGUGAUAUCGAAAUAUACUCUGUAAAGUGCAAAACCGUUGUCCCUCGACUUAAGAACGUGUUCACUGCCAUCGCCUAACCUUCUCAAACGUGCACUUAAUGCCUACGGGCAUUCUGAGCGCCAAAUGGACUUUUUAGACACCUCCGGACUGACUGUAGCUCCCCGACUACACUAACCUUCUCCCCCCUCACUUCCCACGCCGUACCCACGCCCUCCCGAACCACCAGUGCUAUUCCCCUCCUCCUCCUCCUCCUCCUCCUCCUCCUCCCCCCUCUCUACUACCUCAUCGUCUGCCGCUGUGGCGUCUGCCAUGCUCAUCGACAUUACACACAAUCCCGAAACAUCAACAGACGUCAACACCACCACCACCACCGUCAACACCACUGAUAAGGACCCGGUCUAUACCUGUCCUAAUUACGAUCGCAUCUCCACUGCACGCAUCGGCCUGAUCGGUCACUUGCGAAUCCAUCGCAGAGAGACUGGCGGACCAGUGUCUGGAGCACUAACCUGCAAUCGCCGCACCCGUCUCCACAGUCCGCAUUGCAAUCGCACAUUAAUUCAUCGCAUGGGUCUGUCCGGCCACAUGCGCGUCCACGCAGACCUGAAGUAG